This is a messenger RNA of Camellia sinensis, 801 nucleotides long. NCBI's taxonomy places the organism in Eukaryota, Viridiplantae, Streptophyta, Magnoliopsida, Ericales, Theaceae. The record is from RefSeq and is a predicted model, not a curated record.
AUGAAGGAUCUUGGUCUUUUGCGGUAUUUUCUUAGUAUUAAAGUUGCUUCUUCUCUAAAAAGCUAUUUUCUGUCUCAGGGUAAGUAUGUUAAUGAGGUCAUUCACCGUGCUGAUCUUAUUGAUACUAAGGUUUCUGAUACACCUACUGAGCUUAAUGUGAAGCUCAACUUUACUGAUGGUGUCCCACUGGAUGAUCCCACUGGAUAUCGCGAGCUUGUGGGUUGCUUAGUUUAUCUGAGGGUUACUCUUAUUGAUUUUGCCUAUGCUGUGCAUGUGGUUAGCCAGUUUGUUUCUGCUCCUCGCUCUCCACAUUGUGCUGCAUUUGUUCAGAUUCUUCGCUAUCUCCGAGGUGCUAUUUUUCAGGGUUUACUAUUGUCCUCUACUUCCUCUCUGGAUUUAGUGGCCUAUGCUGAUUUUGAUUGGGCUGGUGAUGUUAUUGAUCGCAAGUUCAUGUCUAGUUUCUAUAUGUUUCUUGGCUAUUCCUUGAUCUCUUGGAAAAGAAUGGAUGCAACCAAAUUGGGGAAUCCUAAUUCAUACAAAAAGGCAGGAGGUUCUGCUCAAACUCGAUUGACUGAACCAUUCAACUCAGAGAGUAAGAUAGAUGAAUUUUCCAGUGCCAAAGUUGUAGAGAGCAAAAUGGAUGAAAUUCAGCCUGACAAGGAGCAGAUGCAGACAUCAAAACUGAUUGCUGGUUCAGAAACCAAGCAAGCAAAGGGAUUGCUACCAGAAGGCUUUUUUGAUGACAAAGAUGCUGAUCUACGUGCACGCGGCAUUACGCCUGUUAAGCUAGAUGUCAAGUAA